This is a messenger RNA of Pestalotiopsis fici W106-1, 1848 nucleotides long. RefSeq lists its product as uncharacterized. Bases 1 to 1848 code for a protein of 615 amino acids. The transcript has 4 exons. The record is from RefSeq and is a predicted model, not a curated record. Gene Ontology annotation, cellular component: membrane. NCBI's taxonomy places the organism in Eukaryota, Fungi, Ascomycota, Sordariomycetes, Amphisphaeriales, Sporocadaceae. Gene Ontology annotation, molecular function: monoatomic ion channel activity. Gene Ontology annotation, biological process: monoatomic ion transport; transmembrane transport.
AUGACUGGAGCAUUCAUGAGUCUCGCCGUCGACGCAAUCCUUCCUUCUUACCGAGACAGGAAUAUCGAAUCUGCGAUCCCAGCCCCCGACGUCACCAAGAUUGCGAUCCGUCUCCGUUACCUGAUUGAAGAGUGCAUUCCGUGCGAAUUGGACGAGGAGCAGGUCACCCGUCCUCACAGCAAGGUCAUCACACGGAAAGUCGUAAAGGCUGCUCAAGAGGCCGGCGGCGAAGAGAACAAGGCGUGCGUGGUGUACUGUCUGCUGACCGUCAAGAGGUGGUUCAAGCACCAGGCUCUUCUCGAGCUAUGGGAUGCCGAUCUCCAUGGCCUCCGUGCCACCGCUUGUGAGGUCAUUGCCAAGCAAAUUAUCGAGGGUGAGGAGGAUAUGGGCUACCUCAUGCACUCGGUCCUGCUCAAGCGCUACUCCAUCAUGAUCGACGGAGAGGCCACUCCACCCGUCAACGUGAUUGAAAAGGCCGUGGAUCUUCACUCACUUCUUGUUAUUGGCUCCUCCGGCUACCAGAAAUGCAUUGGCUAUCUUUGGAAGGGAUGGCUUGUCCAAGAUGAAGAUGAUCCAGCCAGCUUUGUUGACUACAAGGAUCGAGACAACACAUCUUUCUGGCCACAUCUUGACCCCGACCGCAUGCGAGCUCCCAUGCACCAAAACGCCGCCCAGCUUCUCAUCUCCAUCAUCUAUCUGGCAUUGUACACGGGCGCCAUCAACACCAUCAACCCCAGCGGUGAUCUGGACUUUGUUGAAAUCUUGCUGUAUAUCUUCACCUCCGGUUUCAUCUUUGACGAGCUCACAAAGUUCUGGAAGGCUGGCUAUCACAUUAUUGGGUUCUGGAACGUCUUCAACGGCUGUCUCUACUCGCUGCUCAUUGUCUCAUUCGUGUUGAGAAUCAUCGCCUUCAGCCAUUCGUGGGACGAGGCAGAUACGAGACAACACUUCAACCAGCUCAGCUACAGUUUCCUCGCCUUUGCCGCGCCCAUGUUUUGGGGUCGUCUGUUGCUCUACCUUGACAGCUUCAGAUUCUUUGGUGCGAUGCUUGUCGUGCUCAAGGUCAUGAUGAAGGAGUCUGUCAUCUUCUUCGCAUUGCUCUUCGUCGUUAUUGUCGGCUUUUUGCAAGCGUUUAUUGGUAUGGACUAUGCGGACGAUAUGGCUGGCGACGAUACCAUCUUCAUCCUUCAAGCCAUGGCCAAUGCGAUCAUGCAGAGUCCCGACUUUAGCGGAUUCGAGAGAUUCAGCCCUCCAUUCGGCAUCAUCCUGUACUACGUCUUUACCUUUGUCAUCAUGAUCAUUCUCCUCAACAUCUUGAUUGCUCUCUACAACAGCGCUUACGAGGAUAUUUACGAUAACUCGGACGACGAAUACCUUGCACUCUUUUCUCAAAAGACGAUGCAAUUUGUUCGUGCUCCUGAUGAAAAUGUUUACAUUGCACCCUUCAACUUGAUUGAGGUGUUUCUUCUGGUUCUUCCCUUCGAGUGGUGGAUGCCAAAGAAGCUGUAUGAACGCAUCAACGAUAUUGUCAUGGGAAUCAUUUAUUCUCCGCUGUUGGUCAUGGCUGCGAUAUUCGAGAUGCACACGGCCAAGGAGAUCCUCCGCAACCGUGCGCGUGGUGAUGAUGAUGACGAUUCCGUGGAGGAAUGGGAGCAGAUGGCUGGCGAUGUUGACUUUGAAAGCGAAGGUUGGGCCAAGAAGGUGGCCGAGAGCAAGGCCAAUGUUGAAGAGGAACCUGCAGUUCUCGAGGUCAGGUCACUGAGAGAGGAGGUCAACAAGCUCAAGGAUUUGUUGGAAAAUGUCAGCAAGGCUCUGGAACAAAAGCAGGAGAGCGAAAGCCUCAUUUGA